Daphnia carinata is the source of this 1810-nucleotide messenger RNA. RefSeq names its product synapsin-like (gene Syn). The transcript has 10 exons. The record is from RefSeq and is a predicted model, not a curated record. NCBI's taxonomy places the organism in Eukaryota, Metazoa, Arthropoda, Branchiopoda, Diplostraca, Daphniidae. Gene Ontology annotation, biological process: neurotransmitter secretion. Gene Ontology annotation, molecular function: ATP binding. The coding region runs from base 1 to 1809 and encodes 602 amino acids. Gene Ontology annotation, cellular component: synaptic vesicle membrane; synaptic vesicle.
AUGACCGAAAUUUGCAUCAGGUUUUCCUCCGGAGAUCUGACCGAGUAUGACGAUGCCAACGGAGAUCCUCAACAGCUGCCGCAGCCUCCACCGCCGUCAACUUCAACUCAAGUUCAUCAACAACAGCAACCGGCCCUGCCACCACGGCCUGUUCCGGCAUCUGGGCCUAGCAGCACAGCGCAGCCAAUACCUCAACCUCAACAACAGCAGGUCGGUCAAGCAGCAGCGGUUCCACAGCAACCGGACCUGUCGUUGCCGUUGAGAUCAAGCAGCCGCACAACGAGCGCUCCCACAUCUCCGGCGAAAUCGCGCGAAUCUUUGCUCCAAAGGGUUUCCAGCUUAACAUCUAAUGUAGUGGGCAACGUAAGCCGCGUAGCUUCAUCCCAGAUACAACAACAACAGCAGCAAACGGUCGAAACUGGCAAGUUAUCGUACAAUAAGGACCACUGCUUCACCUUGUUGGUCAUUGACGACCAAAAUACUGACUGGUCAAAGUAUUUCCGAGGACGGCGGAUUCACGGAGAUUGGGACGUCAGAGUGGAACAGGCGGAAUUCCGCGAACUCUCCAUCACGGCUUCGACCGACGGCGGCGCCACUGUCUCCAUGGCCGUUUACCGCAACGGCACCAAAGUCGUCAGGGCUUUCCGACCGGAUUUCGUGCUGAUUCGCCAGAACAUGCGUGACGCUGGUGAGGACUACAAAUCCAUCGUGCUCGGUCUCAAGUUUGGCGGUGUGCCCAGCAUCAACUCUCUGGAGACCGUCUAUCAUUUCCAGGACAAACCGUGGGUGUUUGGCCAUCUGCUGGAUCUGCAACGUCGUUUCGGCCGCGAGCAAUUCCCCCUGAUCGACCAGACCUUCUACCCCAACCACCGCGAAAUGAUCUCGGCUCCUCGGUUGCCCGCCGUCCUCAAAAUCGGCCACGCUCACGGAGGACUCGGCAAACUCAAGGUGGAGACUCCGCUGGAUUUCCAAGACGCCGCGUCCGUCGUAGCUGUUUCCAAUUCCUACUGUACGGUAGAGCCUUACGUGGACUCCAAGUUCGACGUGCACAUCCAGAAGAUCGGCAACUACUACAAAGCCUUCAUGCGCAAGUCGAUUUCGGGCAACUGGAAGACUAACCUGGGCUCGGCCAUGCUAGAGCAGACACCCAUGACGGACAAGUACCGCGGCUGGAUCGAGGCCGUCUCGGCCCAAUUUGGCGGCCUCGAUCUCUGCGCCCUGGAGGUCUUGGUGGCCCGCGACGGACGCGAGAUCAUCAUGGAGCUCAACGACUGCGCCUUGCCGCUCCUCGGCGACUCGCAAGAGGAGGACCGCCGUCUCAUCUCGGAGCUCGUCCUCCAUCGUAUGAACACUCAAUGUCGACCACCUGGGAUGCCACCCGGUCCACUUGCUGGUCCGGCUCCAUCCACCAUGUCGAACGCGCAAUCCCGCCAUUCGAUAACAAGCGGUAGUCGACCAGAAUCGCCAAUGGAAAUGGAACGUAGCAGCUCAGCUAUUCCGCCUUCGCUGGCCGGCGAAGAUUCAGUUCCAGGAGUCGCUGGUGGUGCCCCGGCGUUGGCUUCUCAGCAGUCAACGCCAUCGCACCAGCCAACGUCUCGUGACGUCUUGGGUGGAGGCAAUCCAUUCCUCACCCGACGCGGUACCGAAGACGGGUCGCAGUCCGUUUCCGCAGGAUCGUUGGCCCGUUCCUUUUUUACUCGCAGUUCGUCCCAACAAGCGCAGGAAGGAUCAACUGGAGGACCUGACGACGGUGAGGACACGAUGAAGAAUCUGCGGAAAACAUUCGCCGGAAUCUUCGGUGACAUGUAAA